Messenger RNA from Coniophora puteana RWD-64-598 SS2, 741 nucleotides. RefSeq names its product Osmotin thaumatin-like protein. Bases 43 to 741 code for a protein of 232 amino acids. NCBI's taxonomy places the organism in Eukaryota, Fungi, Basidiomycota, Agaricomycetes, Boletales, Coniophoraceae. The record is from RefSeq and is a predicted model, not a curated record. The transcript is spliced from 4 exons.
GGCCAGCCAGUCUCCCGCACUCUCCUAGGAAAUUCAUACACCAUGUCCAAGUUCGCUGCUCUCGCCGCCAUCGUCGCCGCCGCUGCGGUCGCCAACGCACAGUCGCUCAAUGUCGUGAACAAGUGCUCCGAAGGUGUCACGAUCUUCACACAGACCUCCUACGGCACGAUCGACAACAACGUCAACAUCGGCGCGGGUGCCUCUGCCGACCUGAACAUCUCCAACAACUGGGAUGGUGCCGUCAACGUCGGCACGGGCUGCAACGGCUCGCAGUGCACCACCGGUGGUCCCACCUGGGACGGUCAGACGCCUUUCUCGCGUGCUGAGUUCAACUUCUGGGCCGUCCCGGGCGAGGUCACCUAUGACAUCUCUUUGAUCUACGGCUACAACGUCGGUAUGGAGAUCUCCUCCGCUGACGCCAGCUGCGACGCCUACGCCUGCACGAUCUCCUCAGGCUGCCCCGUCCCCGGCCCCGACAACUCCUGCUACUCCCCCUGCUGCUCGUCCGUGAGCGCCUGCUCCGGCGGUGCUCUCCCCGCCGGCGGAGGAGGCUGCGUGAGCAACGCCGGUCCCGGCCCCAACUCUCCCUUCUACUACAACACGUGCACCAACGCGUACGCGUUCCCCGACAACGACGGUGCUGCCGGCUACACACCCGCCGACAACGUCGACUACACGUGUGGUAACACCGCCAUCACCCUCACGCUCUGCCCCGGCACCACUUCCAACAUCCCCAAGUAA